AUCUUGAACUCUAGUCUAUUGAAUCUGGUCUACAACCAUACAACCCUACAGAAAUCUACUUUCCCCAUCAACAACCAUGAGGUUCCUCACCAGAGUCCUUAUCUCUCUCUCUCUAUGCUGUUCUGCUAUACUGGAGUAGGAGCAGCAACCACUCGUCCGAAAACCGUCGAACUCGCCUUGAUGAGCAGCGUUGGCAAUACAGAGGGAAUCCAGUACUUCGUCAACCUCACCGUCGGCACCCCUGGACAACCUCAGACACUGCUCAUCGAUACUGGAAGCAGCGAAACCUUUUUCUUUGCAUCCAACGCAUCUCUGUAUAACAGUUCUUCUGACUAUGUGGAUAGUACCUUCAAUUCGUCCAAGUCCUCAACAUUUGAGAUGAUCGACUCCGGAGCUUUCCACGCGAGUUUUAUGUUGGGAAGUGUCUGGUUCAAAGGCGAUUAUGUCAGAGAUGCUGUCCAGCUAAGUAUCGAUCUUAUGGUUCAGAAACUUACAUUUGGACUUGCCAACAAACUGAAGGAGCGCUUUAAGCCUUAUACAGGAAUUAUGGGUCUCGCCUAUUCGAGCAACAUCCAUCUAACAAGGCAUCACAAGAUGGAAUUACCGCCAACCUUCGUGGAAGGGCUUGUGCAAGCUGGUGUCAUCUCUUCACGCCUCUACAGUAUCUACCUUAAUACACUGGACCAAUAUGGCUCGAUCUUGUUUGGUGGAAUCGACACCAAGAAAUACGAGGGCCAACUGACCACACUUAAUAUGCGGCCUUCACGCAAAACAGGGAAGGUCGAUAACAUCAAUCUGUAUCUCGAGGAAGUCAAGAUGAAACCUUAUAAUGAAUCAUAUCAGCCCAUUGUCCGCUCCACCAGCGACAAGAAGUUCGAGACUCUGAUAGACACGGGAACUCCUGAUUGGCAAUUGCCAUUCGACGCAUGGCGCCAGGUCGUUAGAUAUGCAAGGGCUGAGCCUUCAAAAGGUAUCUGGCCCGGGGUUCCUGAAGGAUUCUUUGUUAAAGCUUGCAGUGAAGUGGCUCGCGGCAUCGCCAACACAACCCACUUUGAGGUAACCUUUGCUGGCAACGGAAGUAAUACGGCCGUACUGCGGCUUGAACUAGCUGAUCUGUUCUCCCCAAUCACGACAGGAGAUGGAAGUGCGGCGACUGAUGGUUCCGGUCGACCAAUGUGUUGGCUACGAAUUAUGCCAUCGCUUGGACCCGACUAUACCACAUCAAGUUCAGUCAUACGAGCUGGAUACUGGGUGUUCGAUCUAGACAAUGGUCAAGUGUCUUUGGCACAAGCCAACCUUGGAGCGAAUUCGUCAAACGUGGUUCAGGUCGAUGCUGGUCCAGAUGGCUUGCGCAAGGCCGUGAACAACCACCUCAAAGCUGAGAUUCAAACGAACAAAGUCGAGGGUCAAAUGUCAGCUUUGGCGACUUAUGAACUGUCGACUGCUACCAACACAGUUGGCUAUGCUACAGGCGCAGAGUCCUACCCAACACCUACAGGUACUGGAAUCCCGUCUCAUAGUGGAAGCAAGGUACAUGUACGUCGCUAUGAAAGUGUAGCAGCUGCUGCCAUGGUGAAACUUGAGGCUUCUGGUGCGUGGGUUCUGUGUGUCGCUGUUGUUGUGAUGGCAGCAACUCUGGCAAUUUAG
Aureobasidium musti is the source of this 1647-nucleotide messenger RNA. The record is from the annotation of a GenBank genome assembly. Lineage: Eukaryota; Fungi; Ascomycota; Dothideomycetes; Dothideales; Saccotheciaceae.